UUUUCAUUAAAAAUAUAACAGGUUACAUUUUUUACUCUUAUCAUAAAUAAAACCGUUGAAGGAACAUGUUCUAUGGUGCUUUGUCUGAACGUAUGUAGGCGUAUUUGCUUGUGACAUAUCCGAGCCUGGUCGCAAGCCAUGAAGGCAACUAAAGUUCAACCGUGUAAAUUGUGACAUCUGUAAACCAAUGGAGGCAAAACACAGCAACGCGGACGCUAGUUUCAAUCCUGAUCCAGGGGGCGCAGAAGCAGCACAAGAUGCCUCCUGUGACCAAAGCCCCGAUGGAAUUAUCAGUAGACAGAUGAGUGAACAGGGCCGAUUUGCCUAUGCUGCACUAUGUGGUGUCUCUCUGGGGCAGCUGUUUGGUGGGAAUGAAAACAGUGUGUUUAGGGAACAGUACCUGCAGGGUUUGGUCCACUGGCUGGACCUGGAUGAAUCUGUGAUGCCCGUCAUGGGAGCCUUUUUGUCAGGCCUGGGCUUUGAGGGCUCUGACACCUUCCUGUCCAUCCUGCAAGCUGAAUCGCUGUUGGCUGAAGGCACCAUGCCCAUCAUACAGGAUUUGGUGUCUUUUUCUCUCAAAGACGGCCACUAUGAUGCCAGAGCGAGGGUGCUCAUCCGGCAUGUCACCUGUCUGCUCCGAGUGUCUCCACAAGAGCUGGAAGAAUUUGAGGAGACGCUUGGAGAAAGGCUGACGGAAGGAGGAGAGGAGAGCGAGGAGGAGUCAUCCCGGCGCCGGAGAAGAGAACGGGGACGAAAAUUAAGACGCUACUUUCUUAUUGGAUUAGCAACAGUUGGUGGUGGAACUUUAAUUGGUGUGACUGGUGGGCUGGCAGCCCCCCUGGUGGCAGCAGGGGCUGGCGCUGUGAUUGGGGCCGGAGGCGCUGCUGCUCUGGGCUCUGCCACUGGCAUUGCAAUUAUGGCCUCGCUGUUUGGAGCAGCUGGGGCUGGACUUACCGGGUACAAGAUGAAUAAGUGUGUGGGUGCAAUAGAGGAGUUUGAAUUCCUGCCCCUCAGCUCUGGAAAGCAUCUUCACCUUACCAUCACAGUGACAGGGUGGCUCUGCACUGGUAAAUACAGCUCGUUCCAGGCCCCUUGGUGCAGCCUAGGAGAGUGCGGAGAGCAGUAUUGCUUGGUGUGGGAGUCGCGUUUUCUCAGGGAUCUGGGCUCAGCCAUGACAUCGCUUUUGGACGGGCUGGUUAGCAUGAUGGCUCAGGAGGCCCUAAAGUACACCGUUCUUUCAGGUAUUGUUACAGCUCUGACAUGGCCCGCCUCUUUGCUGGCCGCCGCCAGCGUCAUCGACAAUCCCUGGUGUGUUUGUCUGAAUCGUUCGGCUGAGGUCGGGAAACACCUUGCUCAGGUUUUGAGAAGCAGGCAACAAGGAAAGCGGCCAGUCAGUCUGAUAGGUUUCAGUCUUGGGGCCAGAGUUAUCUACUUCUGUCUUCAAGAGCUCGCUAAGGAUCAAGGUAGUGAAGGUGUUGUGGAGGACGUGGUCCUGCUCGGGGCUCCUGUAGAUGGCUCGGAGAAGGCCUGGAUGAGAAUAACCAAGGUGGUGGCUGGAAAAAUAGUCAAUGGCUACUGCAGAGGCGAUUGGCUCUUGGGGUUCUUGUACCGAAGCUCAGCUGCUCAGCUUUGUGUUGCUGGGCUACAGCCAAUCAGCAUCCAGGAUCGCCGCAUUAUCAAUGUAGACCUCUCCCACGUGGUGAAAGGUCACUUAGACUACAUGCGUCAAAUGGACACCAUUUUGGUGGCUGUGGGAGUUCCCACCAAAGAGGUCCCAGGAUCCUCUUUCUUGCUUCCUCGACCUGUAUCUAUUACUGAGGGCACAGUAGACACCAUGGACCAAAGCCACAUCGGGCAGCAGUUGCGGAAAACCCAAAGUUCAGUCCAGACACACACUGGUGAGGACUCAACUAAGGCGAUUACCGAUGGCUGGGACGUCCCCGAUAUCUCAGAUCUGUUGGACGGCCUUAAUUGUGAUGAUAAUGAGUCAAAAAGUCCACCAAGACACACAAACAAUGUAGCUCUCUAUCAGGAGAGUGCCACCAACCACGGACAAGUUUUUAAUGAGAGCAAAGAGCCUGAGCCCGAUGAUGAACAUGUCUCUUGGAGCUGGGAUGAUACGUAUUGGACUGCAGAGCACAGUCAUGAACAAAGUGGACCAAAAAAAUGAGAUGGCUGCUUCAGGAUUGGCUGAUUUUUAUCAACUCUUUGUUUUAGCAUUGAAGAGAGAUUUAAAAAAUGACGGAGUUUGAACAGACUUCUCAUGACAAGUGAGAUGGAUUCUGUGAUAAAAUGAAGGCAGUGACGUCUACAAGGUUCUGCAAUGAAUUGAUUCGGUGAAUCUCAAGUCACGGACUGAAAUAAGUGGGUGGAGGUGUUUGGGGCAUCACUUUGACAAAUGACUCUUGGCGGAGGUCACGCAAACACAGAGAGAACAUGCAAUACAGUUGGGAUUAGAUAGUGUGAACCUUCUUGUUGAAGGUUUGCCUCUCAGUGUCAGUGAACAUGUCGGUCUCUUGGCCUAACGCGACUAAACUGUCGCACAGUUUGUAGGUUCCGCCGCUAGUUUUUACAAGUGGCCACGGCGAUUCUCAGUUUCAAUUGCAGAUUUACCUCGUUGCAAAUGCAACAGCCAACUAAAAAAAAAAAAAAAAAAGCACUUUUCCAUGUAAUAAUGCUAAACAUAAGCAAGACCCCACUGGGCACUGCCAAUCUGCCAAGCCAUACCGAUAGUUUACUGUACAUGUUGUAUUUCACAAUGAUAUUUAAAACUACAACAUUUCAUAUGUACUUCUUGCUAAUAAACGUGAAAAAUGCAAAGGUGCAGUCAUGGAA
Messenger RNA from Syngnathus typhle (broad-nosed pipefish), 2835 nucleotides. RefSeq names its product transmembrane and coiled-coil domains 4 (gene tmco4). The coding region runs from base 188 to 2170 and encodes 660 amino acids. Lineage: Eukaryota; Metazoa; Chordata; Actinopteri; Syngnathiformes; Syngnathidae. The transcript is spliced from 14 exons. The record is from RefSeq and is a predicted model, not a curated record.